Metarhizium acridum CQMa 102 is the source of this 591-nucleotide messenger RNA. RefSeq lists its product as uncharacterized. Lineage: Eukaryota; Fungi; Ascomycota; Sordariomycetes; Hypocreales; Clavicipitaceae. The record is from RefSeq and is a predicted model, not a curated record.
AUGUCCACCCCAAAACCACAAACGCCCUCCUCCUCCUCCGCGGCAAGCCUCCAAAACGACAUCCCACCGCUCACCACGCUCCUGCCGGCUAUCUUCGUCCCCGUAACGGGCGCCUUCUUCACACACACGCCGCCAGCCACGCGGGCCGCCCAGAUCCGCGAGUCCAUGGCCGCGCUGGAGACGCACUCGGCCCACGUGCGCGCCAACAUCCUCGCCCUGACGGAGCAGGAGUGCCGCCGGAUAUCGCGCGACGCCGAGAUCCAAGAGGCCCGGGCGGGCGUGGGCGCGCAGCCCCCGCCGCGGAGGAGGCUCGCCAGCGCCGCGGACAAGGCCGCCAUGGUCGCCAACAUGCAGGCGGCGUGGGAGCCCAGCGCGGACAGGGAGCUGCCGCGGACGCCGGACUUUUCGGGCUGGCUCGUCUCGAGCCCCCGCGAGUGGGGGGAGAGAGAGGUGCUGAGGACGGUGGCGAGGACCAUGGCGGACUUGAAGGGGUUUGGGGAGCACGUCGCGAGGGUGAGGGGCCGGUAUGAGGAGGCGCUGCAGAGGGAGGAACGGAGGGAGCGUGAGCGGGAACUCCACGAGAAGAAGUGA